Molecule: messenger RNA, 5586 nt
Organism: Amyelois transitella
Lineage: Eukaryota; Metazoa; Arthropoda; Insecta; Lepidoptera; Pyralidae
Gene: Mef2
Product: myocyte-specific enhancer factor 2
Exons: 9
Coding region: 317-1549 (410 amino acids)
Biological process (GO): cell differentiation; positive regulation of transcription by RNA polymerase II
Molecular function (GO): RNA polymerase II cis-regulatory region sequence-specific DNA binding; histone deacetylase binding; DNA-binding transcription factor activity, RNA polymerase II-specific
Source: RefSeq, a predicted model, not a curated record
CGCAGUUCUCAUCACCGCGCCUUCGUAUGAGUCGCGUUUUGCUGUCUGCCUCCCCCCGCACCCCGCGACGAGUCUCGCCCGCAUUCUAGUUGUGGGUGUCGCGCCGUGCAGUCAUCGCGAGUGCCGCCGAACUCAGUGCGCCGUUUGUGAGUGCUUUAGUUCCCGCUCGAGUGUCAGUGUGACGGAAGAACCCCUUUCCUGCAGCGGAGGAUGUUAACAGCUCACGAUAACAGCUGUUGACGUCCGCAGAAGCCAGCCUUCGGCCGUUUUCGUUCUACCCCCAGCUUCUCACACCCCCUCCAAGAUUGCUGCCACUAUGGGUCGGAAGAAAAUACAAAUAUCCCGGAUCACGGACGAACGGAAUCGGCAGGUGACGUUCAACAAACGUAAAUUCGGAGUGAUGAAGAAGGCGUACGAACUCAGCGUGUUAUGUGACUGUGAGAUCGCUCUUAUCAUCUUCAGCUCAAACAACAAAUUGUACCAAUACGCGAGCACGGACAUGGACAAAGUUCUGCUUAAAUACACGGAAUACAACGAGCCCCACGAGUCACUGACCAACCGCAACAUCAUCGAGGCACUAACGAAGAAAGAGCAUAAGAACGGAGUGAUGUCACCCGACAGCCCUGACGCCGAACCAGAAUACAACCUUACCCCACGGACCGAAGCCAAAUACUCGAAGAUUGAUGAGGAAUUCCAAAUGAUGAUGCAAAGAAACCAAUUGAAUGGAAACCGAGUUGGAGUCAGCGUAACUGGAAGCAACUACAACCUGCCCGUGAGCGUUCCAGUGGGAAGUUACGAUCAGUCACUUCUACAAGCUAGUCCACAGAUGCAUACCUCUAUAAGUCCACGGCCUUCGUCUUCGGAAACCGAUUCAGUUUACCCCAGCGGCGGAAUGCUUGAGAUGUCUAACGGAUACCCAGGGUCAGGGUCGCCCCUAGGCGCCGGCUGUACGCCAUCACCUUCGCCAGGGCCGGCACCAUCCCCCCACCGACACCCGCAUAAGCCGCAUGCGCACGCGCCGCCGCCGCACCACUCGCCUCGACACAACAACCUGCGUGUAGUCAUACCUAGUUCGAUGCCUCCACCGCAGGAUGACAUAUCUUAUACAGGAGAGGUGAAUUUUCAGACACCACUAGGCUAUUCAGGACUCAGCAACUUCGCACCACAGGACUUCAGCAUGAGCUCGGACAUGGGAAUCGGAUUAUCUUGGGGAGCGCACCAACUGCAGACCCUCCAGCACAACAGGUACAUUAGCAGCUUGCCAGUGCUUGGUGGUGGGGGGACCCCGCCGCCGGCCGCGUCGCCUAGCAACGUGAAGAUCAAAGCAGAGCCCGUCUCGCCACCUCGCGCGCCGGACCAUCUGCACCGCGCCCCGCCCCCUGCGCCUGCGCCUCAACCCGCACAUCUAUCUGGAGUUAUUGAUGGUUCUGUCACGUCAAGCAACAUGGGCUCGCCGGCUGGGCAGGACAUGAGGCACACCAACGCGCUGCCGCUCGACUACGAGCAGCCUCACACAAAACGGCCGCGGAUCGAAGGCUGGGCCACAUAGCUAGGCUAUGAGGCCUUCGGUUCCUACCCGAGGCCCCUCCACCCGCACUGCUAAGCCCGCCGCUCCAAGAGACUAACCCUUGGUUGAUACAGGCGCGACAAUAUCGAGCUUCGAUUGACCGUCCUCCGUUGAAACCUUUCCCUCGACGGUGCUGCAAACGAUCAGUGACAGUGCUAUCGUAUACAUGGAAAGGUGCAUACAAGGUGCUCACAUUUUAUGGCACGGUCGACGCGCAUUCGCUAAUGAACAUUUUUAAUAAUACACCUAGUUUACCAUUGUAAAGAUUUUAAGAAUCCAUGUUAAAAUUGAAUGUUCAAGUUUACACUACCCUUCUAUUAUACGUAAUUAUUGUAACUGCACAUGUGAGUACACUAAAGUUAAGAUUAAAUGUUAAAUUAAGUACAACAGUAGUGGCAGCCCUUCUGAACAAUUUUGUAAUUUAGAUAGAGUUCAAAUUCCUCUGUACAUAACAUCAUUAUAUGUGCAAUCCGUGCCAUUGUCUGUUUAGCUUAAAGUUAGUCAAUUUGGAUUAGUGACGGAUGAACAAAAUAGUAUAAUGCACUAAAUUUCUGGUAUUAGUGACGGCUUGGACGGUUUAAGUGCGUGGUGUAAAGACUAUCAAGCGUGAAGUGCGUAAGACUUAAAAACGACUGUUGACUUUUGUGUUAGUGUUUUAAAAAGUUUUUGUGCCAUUUUAAAAAUAAUAAUAGUGUGACAUCCGAACUUGAAUCUAUGUAAAUUUAGUAAGCGUGUAGUGUCAUCACAGAAAAUAAUAAAGUUAUGUAUUGUAAAAUCUACUAUAUCUAUUGACAUAUUUAUACAUGAGAAUCAUAAUGUUAUUUACAUAAUAUGUAUACACGUCCCAUUAGGAACGAAUGUUAAGUAAGUAGGUAAAGUUAGCUAGAGAUGAGUAUAAAAAGUACCACACGAAGCUUUAAAAUUUCUUAUGAUUACACUCGCACCCUAAGCAGUUUUAAGUAAAGCAUCACGAUUUGUAUAUCCUAUUGAAAUUAGAGCUCCUUACAAUAAAAUUUCUGCAGCAGACUUAUUUGAGAUUGCGACAAAAUUUUGCAAGUUCUUAUUUUUUGAAGGCUAUUGAUCUAUGAUUUAUGGAGCUCUUCGUUGAAGUUAUUGAUUGCAAAGAUCUGCAUAAAUGAUUCUAACUUUCAUUAAUACUGAAUACUGAAUGAUGUUGUUUGAAUUUCGAAUGAGUGAUCCAAAAAUCGCUUCAAUAAAUCUUUACGUAUGUAGCUGCUCUUAGAGCAUCCGGUACUUCGGAAGACACUUGAGUCAAAUGUGUCCUUAAUUUUCUUAAUCUUUUCAAUCUCAGGGUCUACAAAGCUUUUCUUCUAAAUGGAAGAGCGCCCAUGUGACUGACUAUAAUAAUCUUUUAUGACAUAUCCUUAAGAAUGACUGAAGUGUCCUCUGCAACCUAUAGAACAAAAAAAAACAAGCUACUCAUUUCAGACCAAAAUUUAUAGAGUCAAUUUUGAAUAAAAUUUGUAUUGUUAAGGCGUUAAGAUAUGUGUGUAGUGGCUACAUGGUUUAAUAAGUACUUGCUUGUUGUUAGUACAUUUUAUUUUGUUAAUGUGAUCUGAAGAUGCAUUUUAAUUUCUAUUAGAGUAGUGACAGUGUACAAUAUUUACCUACGAAUGAGUAAAAUCAGCUUUAAUGCACUCACCUAAAGUAUAUUUUAAUAUCGUACCUAUUUUGGUAUAACACUAUAUCACAAUCCGCCCUAUUUUUAGAUAAUAUUGUCAAAAUAUUAUGGGAAUCAUCACUUAUUGAUUAAUCCCCUAUGUCCAAGGACGAAUAUAGUAUUUACACAUAUUAUAUUAAACGUAUUUAAUCAUAAAUGUAUUUAUAAUCAUCAGCAUUGUCUUCAAUGUUACUAUCAUCUUAAAUAGCAUGAUCGUUUAGUUCACUCCCCUUGUACUUCUCACUGUAGAUGCCUUACUCACAGUGCCUAAAUGUACCAUUUUGUACCAAUUUGUAUAUGAUAGCAUUUUUGCUUUAAUAUUUUUUCACAUCCUAAUAAUUUAAGUCUGAACUUGUUAAAUUGUCAUGACCGUGGAAAAUCCAUAAGUUUAAAAUGUGUUCUGCGAUCAUGACAUGACAAUAUAUGCUGUACCAUAAUUUAAAACAGUCGAACUGUUCAUUAACUUGUGAUUGUAAUCUAUGUAUAAAAUUCUUACAAAGACAAAGAAAAAUAAGUAGUUCAUUUGGACGGCUGAAUAAAACGAUAGAUUUAAAUGAAACGAAAAAAAUAUUCAUGUCACAGUCAUUAAAAUGAACUUCUUGUUUUUCGACGAAUUUUUAGUCAUACUUUACCAGUCGAUCAUAUAACAAUGGAACUUCUAUUGUUUCAUGUCAGAUCAAUGUUGAAUGUGUGAAGAAAAAUUUUCAUCGUAGUAUAUUAUGUACAUUUAAGACAUCACUUAUAGGUAAUCCUUCAAAUCACAAUAACAAAAUGUUGACGUACGAUUGUUAAAUUUGUACAGGGAAUAACCAGUUUUGAAGUUCAAAAGUCUGAACGCAUAAGAUAUGUAUUUUCGCAUUGUAUAAUAAGUACACGGUUAGUUGUAAAACGAAUUAAUAUUUUAAUACCGGAGCAUAAUAAAUGUUGACCCAUUUUAGGGAAAUAUAUAUAAAUUCAUGUAAGUACACCUUAAAUGUUAGAAUAAAUUGUUAAUGUGAUAUAAUUGCAUACACUGUUAAGACCCUUGUAAUGAGAUUCUACGAUUGCGUUAUCUGAAGUAAUUUCGGUUGUUCGUUCCUAAUCAUUUACCUGAAGAUGGUGCGCUUUGUAUUAGAAUUUGCUCAAUCGAGUUUGAACAUGAAACUACUUUUCCUACAUUUCUUAACGAAAUUUUAUUAAAUAUGAAUUAUUUUAUGGUAUUUUACGAUUUGAAUUCUUCUUGUAAAUCGUGUACAGUUGAAUAUUUUGAUUAAUCAUAUGACUGUUACUUAGUAGAUGCCUAUCACGUCAGAAAUGGACAUCCUUUUCAGAAUUUCCAAUAGCCAAGAUGGAUGAUUUGCACAAAAAUAUUUAUGGGAAAUGUAUGAAGUUUGUAUAAAAUGUAAUAGCUGACAGUACUCUAUGAAGAUAAAGUUUUGAAGUACUCUAAUUAUUUCGUCGAAUGCACAGUGUAUUUAUCGACUUACAUUGUAUAAAUUAAAAGAACAGUAAGCUGGUAUUGGGAGCAUAUUUUCCGAGGUUGUGAGUUUUACUAUCGGGAAUGAGUUCACUUUUAUUAUUAAUGUUAAUGUACUGUUUCCUUUCUACGCACAACUAUGUUGUGUGUUUUAUGUAAAAAGAGUUUGCUUGGUUUGUUUCUUAGAUGUACCUACUUUUGUGUAUGUUUUCCCCGUAUAUAUCCCGCUGCGUGCCAAUAGCAAACAGUAUGUUUUAUUCAGUUAACUUAUUACCUUUAGAAUGAGUAAUUCAUUGCAUUUAAUGAAAAAUAUGUAGUCAUAAGUGUAAUCGAAAUCUGUGUCUGAUUUCAUCACAGUAGUCACGUACUCUGCAUGUGUUUCCGUCGUUUUGCUAUUGUUUCACGGCUUUGUGAACAACCCAAAUAGAAUAUAGGAAUAUAAAUACAUAUCCUUUAUAAAUACUCAAGUCGAUUUCAAAUUUCUGUCGUUACAUCAGUUGUGCAAUACAUAUAACAAAAUGCUUAGGUAGGUAUUAGGUAUAUUUUCAUUUGAAUUUACAAAGAAUGCAAAAUCUGUUGUAUUUUCUCGAUAUUUUUACUGAUAAUAGGAGAGGUAUCAACGAUCUUGUGGAUGCCUCUUGGGAAUUUAAGUCAUAAUGUAUAAUUAUUUUUUAAGCUAAGGCCGGGCCAAAUAUUGCAUUAAUUUAGGUCUUGCGGCACCUGUCUGUGUCAAGGCAGCCAUUUCUGCCCUGUGUAUAAAUUGUACUUCGAGUGAAAACAUCUCAGUGGCUGAAUGAAAAUUAAUGUUUAACGACAGUGUUAGAAAAAUUGUUAUAAAUUAUUUUGAUGACUGUUCGAAGGAUAAUAAAGAGUUGGAUGUCA